Messenger RNA from Rhinolophus ferrumequinum (greater horseshoe bat), 3396 nucleotides. RefSeq names its product E3 ubiquitin-protein ligase TRIM22-like. The record is from RefSeq and is a predicted model, not a curated record. Gene Ontology annotation, molecular function: zinc ion binding; protein binding. NCBI's taxonomy places the organism in Eukaryota, Metazoa, Chordata, Mammalia, Chiroptera, Rhinolophidae.
CCAUGGUGGAGAUCAGUCAGGUGCCUGGCUUGGGGAGUGAAUCCUGACCGAGUCUGCACCUCAGGCUGGAGCUGCAGGACAAGUAUAUGGGACUUGUUCCUUGGCAGAUGGGAGGGAUCUGUGAGCAAGAGGAGCCUCAGAAUCGGGACAGGUAGGAGCAGGGGAGCAGCUGCGAUGGCUUCCGGAAUCCUGCUGCACAUACAGGAGGAGCUCACCUGCCCCAUCUGCCUGGAGCUCCUGACAGAACCCCUGAGCCUGGACUGUGGCCACAGCUUCUGCAAAGCCUGCAUCACUGCAAACAACAAGGAGCCUGUGAUCGCCCAAGGAGAGAGCCACUGCUGUUGCAGAGUCACCUACCAGUCUGGGGACCUACGGCCCCAUCAGUUUGUAGCCACCAUAGUGGAGAGGCUCAGGGAGGUCAAACUGAACCCAGAGGAGGGGCAAAAGAGAGAUCUCUGUGUGCGCCAUGGAGAGAAACUCCAGCUCUUCUGUAAGGAGGAUGAGAAGGUCAUUUGCUGGCUUUGCGAGCGGUCUCAGGAGCACCGUGGUCACCACACAUUCCUCAUAGAGGACGUUGCCCAGGAGUACCAGGAUGUGAAUGGCAUCAUGGAAAGGAGUAAGACCUUGACUGUGAUGAAGCCAAAUACCCUUUCCCAUGAAAGCAGUAGAAGAGUGUUGAAACCUCCUGAUCUGAGCAGGUUUCUGAAAGUGUUAAAUGAGCUGAAAGAUGAAGGAGCCUUGGGCAUCAGAACAGGAAGAAGUCAGGGGAGCAAGACAAUGGAUUUUUCAGCACAAAUGAACAUACAGAAGGAGCUGACCUGCCCCCUCUGCCUGGAUCUUCUGACAGAACCAUUGAGCCUGAACUGUGGCCACAGCUUCUGCCAAGCUUGCAUCACUGCAAACAACAAGGAGCCUGUGUUCGCCCUAGGAGGGGAACACCAGUGCCCUGUAUGCCAGAGCAGAUACCAGCCUUACAACCUCCGGCCUAAUCCGCAGCUGGCUAAUAUAGUGAAGAAACUCAGGGAGGUCAACACAAGUUCACACCAGUGGCAGGGGGGAAAUGUCUGUGAGCACCAUGGGGAAAGUCGCCUUAUCUUCUGUAAGGAGGAUGGGAAGGCCAUUUGCAAGCUUUGUGUGCUGUCUCUGGAGCACCAAGGUCACCAAACAUUCCCCAUUGAAGAAGUGGUCAAGGAAUGUCAGGAGAAGCUACAGGAAACUUUGAAGAAGCUGACAGACGAGGAGCAGGAAGCUGAGAAGUUAGAAGCUAACAUCAGUGAAGAGAGAGCUACCUGGAAGCAUCGUAUGCAUACUGAGAGACAGAAGAUUCUGAAAGGGUUUGAUGAAAUGAGAGGAGCCUUGGACAGGGAGGAGCGGAAGGAGCUGCAAAAGCUGGAAGAAGAUGAAGUGAAUGUGCUGGAUAACCUGGCAGCGGCUAAAGACCAGGUGGCCCAGCAGAGGCAGUACAUGAGCGAGCUCAUCUCGGAUCUCCAGCAUCAGAUACGGGAAUCAACACUAGACACGCUGCAGGAUGUGAUUAACGUCAUCAGAAGGAGUGAGAGCUGGACCUGGAAGAAGCCAAAAAUUGUUUCCACGAAACUGAAGAGUGCCUUCCAAGCUCCAGAUCUGAGCAGGAUACUACAAGAGUUUAAAGAGCUGACAGAAGUCCAAAGCUACUGGGUGGACUUCAUGCUGAAUCCAGUGAACGCUCUUUCGGGUGUUGUCGUUUCUGAAGAUCACAGACAAGUGACGGCUGGGAACAGUUUUAUGUUUAGGAAUGUAUAUCCAUGCAACUUUUCUGCUUUUGAUGUCUUGGGUUGCCAAAAUUUCUCCUCAGGGAAAUAUUACUGGGAAGUAGAUGUGUCUCGGAAGACAGCCUGGAUCCUGGGGGUAUACAGUGACCUCAAUAGAAGUGACCUCAAUAGAAAAAGGAGCUCUGGGUUUGUUUUUAACCCACACGUAAAUUAUCAAACAGUUUACUCCAGAUUCAGACCUGACAAUGGCUACUGGGUUGUAGGAUUACAGAAUGUAUCUGAGUACAAUGCCUUUGAGGACUCUUCCACCUCUGAUCCCAAGGUCUUGACUCUUUCCAUGGCUGUGCCUCCCUGUCGUGUUGGGGUUUUCCUAGACUAUGAAGCAGGCACUGUCUCAUUUUUUAAUGUCACAAACCACAGGUCACUCAUCUACAAGUUCUCUAAAUGUCGCUUUUCUCAGGCUGCUUAUCCAUAUUUCAAUCCUUGGAACUGUCCAACUCCCAUGACUCUGUGCCAGCCAAACUCCUGAGCCUUCUCAUUCCCUCACCCAUUUGUAGUGCCCCUUGUCCUAAGUGUCAUUUCCUGCACCUGAGCUCAUCUGUACCAUUCAAUACAUCUCUUCCUUGCUGUCUCCCUUUAGAACUUUUACUCAUCCUUGGGAUGUACACUGUUUCUGGUUUGAAUUAGGAGAGGGGCUUAUUUACCCAUUUUUGUUCUCUCAAAGAAAGACAUCAGAGUCCCUCCUAAAGACAGAGCUGUAUUGGUAUAAGAGCUUUGCACUUUCAUUUAUCCAUAUUUUUAUUUAUCACUGACUUGAUGAGACAUGGCAAAACCUGUCUACCACCAUCCACAAUUCUAGGAUAGUUCAUAAUAACCCCUAUCCACCAACAACAACUAAGGAGUCUUUCAGUGUAUGUCUGUUUAUUGCCCAGGGUGUAGCGUGUUCAUUGGAGAGUCAAGGAAAGAAAAACAAAAACAAUGUAUGUACCCAGAGUGAAAAUGCAGUGUUCAAAGUGUUUAAGUUCAAAUUCUAUCUUGUCUUUUAUAAGCUGUGUAAUGAUGAAUAAAUUCUGAGUUUCUUUUUCCAAAAAUAGAAAUUGAGAUUUAAAACUGUACCUAACUCUUAAGAUCAUUGUCUACAACUGUCACUCAAUGUAAAGUACCUACUUAAGUGUCCUGCACAAUAUAAUAAAUAUUUGCUCUAAUGACUACUGAAAAGGAUAAGCUGUGUCAGUGUCCUAUACAACAGAUUCGUGCCCUUGAGAGGAACAGUAAAUGAUUCUGCAGAAGUCUCAUUUUUCAACUCCCUUAACUCUGUUAUCAAGACCACUCCAGUUUCAAUCUUGUGUAUAGAACUUUUCAUACCGAGGCUGGGACUGUUUAUUGGGAAUGGGUCAGAAAACUUCAAAAGUAUGAGUUUCCGUACUCUGUCCAGCAGAGGGAGUCAUGGUAGGGACAGCUAUUAUUAGGGACAACUCUUUGGCGGUUAGGCCUUUUCCUUGUAGUAAAACACUCGAGUAUACCAAGGUAUAUACCAUGCACUUUUGUUUUUUCUGGUAAUUUUUGCAUAAUUAUCAGUGAAACACAUGAAAAAUCUAGAAAUAUUUGCCCAAAUAAACAGUGCAGCAAAUACAAAGAUAUAGUG